Medicago truncatula (barrel medic) is the source of this 735-nucleotide messenger RNA. Its product is annotated as transcription factor MYB1. The record is from RefSeq and is a predicted model, not a curated record. Bases 1 to 735 code for a protein of 244 amino acids. NCBI's taxonomy places the organism in Eukaryota, Viridiplantae, Streptophyta, Magnoliopsida, Fabales, Fabaceae. The transcript is spliced from 3 exons.
AUGGAGAAUACCGGAGGUGUGAGAAAAGGCGCAUGGACUUACAAGGAAGAUGAGCUACUCAAGGCUUGCAUUAACACGUACGGUGAAGGAAAAUGGAAUUUAGUUCCUCAGAGAUCUGGAUUGAAUAGAUGCAGAAAAAGUUGUAGAUUGAGGUGGUUAAAUUACUUAAGCCCCAACAUCAACAGAGGAAGAUUUUCUGAGGAUGAAGAAGAUUUGAUCCUAAGGUUACACAAACUACUAGGAAAUAGAUGGUCAUUGAUUGCUGGAAGGCUUCCGGGUAGAACAGCUAAUGAUGUGAAGAACUAUUGGCACACAAAUUUGGCAAAGAAAGUGGUUUCAGAAAAGGAAGAAGAGAAAGAAAACGAUAAACCUAAGGAAACCAUGAAAGCUCAUGAAGUUAUUAAACCUCGUCCUAUAACUUUGUCAAGUCAUUCAAAUUGGUUGAAGGGGAAAAAUAGUAUUCCUAGAGAUCUUGAUUACUCAGAGAAUAUGGCUUCAAAUCAAAUUGGUAGAGAGUGUGCUUCUACUUCAAAACCAGAUCUAGGUAAUGCCCCAAUACCAUGUGAAAUGUGGUGUGACAGUUUGUGGAACUUGGGAGAACAUGUAGACAGUGAGAAAAUUGGGUCAUGCUCUUCAUUACAAGAGGAGAACUUAAUGGAGUUUCCAAAUGUUGAUGAUGACUCCUUUUGGGAUUUCAACCUUUGUGAUUUGAAUUCUCUUUGGGAUCUACCUUGA